AUGCUAUUAGCAACACAUUCUCCACCCACAUCACCGUCCUCAUCCUUCUCUAAACUCGGACCGCGGAUAUCUCUCUAUACCCCACCAUCACACGCCACCGGCGAACUCAUCGUCCUAUGUACAUGGCUUGGCGCAGCCCGAAAGCACAUCGACAAAUACAUUGCAGUCUACCUUACCAUCGCUCCCAAUGCCAAAAUCCUACUCAUCCAAAGCGACGUAACAUCUGUCACAAGCUCCUACCCAGCACAAAACAAAGCCAUCAUACCAGCCGUCGAAGCCGUGCGCUCUGUACUGAGUGACUGCACUUACACACCAUCUACCAACGUCCCUUCAUCUCCAACUGCAAACGCCACCAAAACGCACACAACCCCCAAGAUCCUCUUCCACACCUUCUCAAACGGCGGCCCCAUCUCCGCCACAGCCCUCCUCCUCGCUCUCCAUGCCCAGAAGUCCACACCCUUACCCAUCACCGGUAUCAUCAUGGACUCUGGACCCGCAGCAGGAUACUACUGGAAAUCAUACAACGCUAUGAUUCUCUCCUUGCCUCCAGGCCCAAUACGCUCAGCAGGCUACGUCUUCGUUCACGGUAUCCUGAUCAUCUUGCGGGCGAGUGUGGCGUUGGGACGGUACGAGCACCCUGAGGUACUGUAA
Alternaria viburni is the source of this 651-nucleotide messenger RNA. RefSeq lists its product as uncharacterized. The record is from RefSeq and is a predicted model, not a curated record. Lineage: Eukaryota; Fungi; Ascomycota; Dothideomycetes; Pleosporales; Pleosporaceae. The transcript has 2 exons. The coding region runs from base 1 to 651 and encodes 216 amino acids.